This is a messenger RNA of Nematolebias whitei (Rio pearlfish), 4667 nucleotides long. RefSeq names its product Gse1 coiled-coil protein b (gene gse1b). The transcript is spliced from 16 exons. The coding region runs from base 159 to 3902 and encodes 1247 amino acids. The record is from RefSeq and is a predicted model, not a curated record. NCBI's taxonomy places the organism in Eukaryota, Metazoa, Chordata, Actinopteri, Cyprinodontiformes, Rivulidae.
UGUGGCCUCGCUCGGCGUCGGAGCUUCCUGACAAUAAAAGUGCAGCGUCUGUGUUCUCGACGGAAGGAUGGCUCCGAGUCCUCCCCUCUAACGCAAGGAUACUUUUUUUUUUUUUAAUCAUUCAUGAACGCUGGUGGAAUAAAACACUUGUUUGCGGCAUGAGCCAUGAGCCAAAGUCACCAUCAUUAGGAAUGAUCUCCACAGCGACGCGAACCACGGCGACAGUCAGCCCCCUCACCCCGUCACCUCUUAACGGCUCCAUCGUAGCAAAUGGAAGCCCAGCUGCCCAGUCAGCGCACUCUGGAUUUGCCGCAGCCCUCCGUAAACUGGCUAAACAAGCCGAAGAGCCUCGAGCUGCAUCCUCCAUCAGCAGCGAGUCAUCUCCUGUGUCAUCUCCAGCCACCAACCACAGCUCUCCGGUCAGUACACCCAAGAGAGGUCCCCUUGGUCCAGGACCGGUCCUGGUUCCCCCAGCGGGACACAGUGUGCCAAACACUCCACCUGUAGUCACCAUUGCUCCAACAAAAACGAGCAACGGCCUGUGGCGGACCGAGGGACGCCAGGCUGACUCGGGGCCUCGAGGGACCAGCAGGGAACGUCUGGGUGCUGAGGGAACCUUCUCACAGGAGAAAGGUGGCCCCUCAGUCCCUGCUCACCUCCUGGGAAACCCCUAUGCCUUCGGUCUCACCCCUGGUGCCGUCAUGCAGGACUCUCGUUUUCAGCCCCUAAACCUGCCUAGACAGUUGCCUAAUACUGUGCCACCCGGUCCUAUACCAGAGGAAUACCUCCGGGGAUUUCGGCCCUAUGCCACAGCUGAGGAUGCCCUUAGGAUGCCAUCUUUGCCUUUAGGCCUGGACCCUGCGACAGCAGCUGCUGCAGCUGCCUAUUACCACCCCAGCUACCUGCCCCACCCCUCAUUCACUCCAUACAGGAUGGAUGACCCAUUCUGCCUCUCUGCUUUAAGGUCACCUUUCUAUCCAUUACCAGCAGGGGGAGCUUUACCCCCCAUCCAUCCUUCUGCUGUUCACAUGCACCUACCAGGGGUCCGCUACCCUGGGGACUUUGCACACCCUUCAUUGUCAGCACUGCAGUCUGAGAGGCUCCAGCUGGAAGAUGAGCUGCGGCAGCGCGAGCGUGAGCGUGAACGAGAGCGCGAGCGAGAACGAGAGCGAGAACGCGAAAAAGAGAGGGAGCGCGAGGCAGAAAGGGAAAAAGAGCGGGAGAGGGAACGAGAGCGCGAACGGGAAAGAGAGAAGGAGCUGGAGAGGGAAAGAGAGCGUGAAAGAGAACGAGAGCGCGAGAGAGAACGAGAGAAGGAGAAGGAAAGGGAAAAGGAACUGGAAAGGCAGAAGGAGAGAGCUCUGAGAGAGAAGGAGCUGCAGGCGUCCAAGGCCAUGGAGAACCACUAUCUCACUGAGCUCCAUUCUUUAAGGGGACAAGAGGAACGAACCAAGCCUGAGAGACUGACGCCCAGUCGGGCUGACAAAACCAAAGAGCCCGCCCUUCCAGCUCCCAAACCAGUCCCACCUGGAAUCCACUCGUCAAUGAUUCAACCCCAUCAUCCCAUUCCUGGUCUGAUCUCAGGCCACAGCCUUUACUUGGGGCCCAGCACUGUAGCCACGGGGCUCCCAGCCGCAACGAUCCCACAGAGGCCCAACGAGGAGGAGCGGUGGCUGGCGCGACAACGCAAGCUGCGGCAGGAGAAAGAGGAUCGUCAGUACCAGGUGUCUGAAUUCCGCCAGCAGGUUCUGGAGCAGCAUCUGGACAUAGGCCGGCCCGCUGACGUCCCAGAUCACAGGACAGACUCGCACAGGUCCUUACAAAAUCCUCAUGAACCAGGAAGCAGAGAACAUCACCCUCUAUUAGGUGCCCCUCCACCCCUCAUCUCCCCCAAACCUCCACAGCCACCUCGUGAACACCACCCUCCACCCCCCACUACCCUGUGGAACCCCGUAGCUCUUAUAGAAACUGCCUCCGAAUCCAGACGUAACCACGAGCUCUCAGGGAUGGGGCACUACGAGCUCAGUCGGCUGCCCCCAGGCCCCUUCAAAUAUGAAGAUGCAUCUCGAAGGCGUGAUGUGGGAGCCAUGGAGAAAUAUCCUCCACUGAGAGCUCCUCCAGGACUUCCUGAGCCCAGCACCUUCCUUGCUGAGCUGGAGAAAUCCACCCAGACCUUGUUGAAUCAGCAGAGGGCGUCGCUGCCUCUAUCGAGCCAGUAUGAAAUGGAAGGAAGCACCAAAAUCAGUGGGUUGAAGAACUUCCAGGGACAUCCGGGGCAAGGUAGACAUGGACAAGGUCUUGGAAUGGUCCCCGGGUCAGGGAUGGUACAGGCAGCUCCAUCGGGGAUGGGUCCAGACUCGAUGCUGAUCUAUGCCGAGUUUCUCCAGCAGCACCGGAGGCCUGUCAGUAAACUGGAUCUGGAGGAGAAGAGGAGGAGGGAGGCCAGAGAGAAAGGUUACUAUUAUGAACUGGAUGACUCGUAUGAUGAGAGUGAUGAAGAGGAGGUGAGAGCCCAUCUCAGGAGAGUAGCAGAGCAGCCCCCACUCAAGCUCGAUGACUCCACAGAGAAAUUAGAUUUUCUGAAACAUGUAGGCCUGACUACGGUCGGCAGGCGUGAUGAGCUCGUGCAGCAGAAGAGAAGGAAAAGAAGGAGAAUGCUCAAAGAGCGUAGCCCUUCGCCACCUGCCUCACAAUCAAAACGCACUCCUCCCCCUCCUCCUCCUCAGCUCAGCACACGCUUCACUCCUGAGGAAAUGGACAAGGCACCAGAGCUGGAGGAUAAGAAGCGAUUUCUCACUAUGUUUAAACUCUCCCAUGUCACUAUGCAGCAGAGAAAAGACAAUGAAAGGGUGGUUGAACUGCUUCAAGCCAUUAAAGAAAAGAGUGUAACCUUGGAUGCCAUCAGGCAUGCACCUCAUCCACUGUGCAAGAGUCCUCCAUCACAGACCUCUGAUCCAGCAUUUACCCAACAGUCCUCUGAAUCUGAAGACCAACAUAAUGUCAGACAUCAUAGCCCCCCCUUACAUUGCCCAGCAUCCCCCAAUGGCCAUCCAAAACCCCUUGGAGACACAUUAAGGCCAAAAGAACCCCCCUCUCCAGCUGUAUACCCAGACAAGGCCCGGGGGCCCAGUGAAGGUCCCAUCUCAAAGAGGAGCUCCAGUUUGCUAAACAGCUUGCGGCCCCCACUCCCAUUGCAAGCUAAAGAGGGACUUCAGAGCAUCAAUGGACGCACAAAACCCUGGGACAGCUUCACCCCGGAGGAAUUUGCCCAGCAGUUUCAUGAAUCUGUGCUCCAGUCCACUCAGAAAGCUCUGCAGAAACACAAAGGGACAGCUGUGGGUGUGACUGAGUCGUCCCACCUCCAGGAGUCUUCUGUGCACUACAACAUCCCUGAGCUUCAGAACACCUCCAGCCGGCAGCCACAUUCACAGUCGCACUCGAACGCAGCGUUGUUUCCCCAUCCACUGUCGCACGCUCACCCUCAGCCUAACGGACAGCACUUUUCCAUGCCCCUCCACAAGGAGGUCACCGUGAUGAGGGAAGACCUCUCUGGUCCUGAGAACUCUGAUGAGGAAGAGGAGGAGGAAGAGGAGCCUCCGGUUUCCAAGUGGCAGGGAAUUGAAUCUAUAUUUGAAGCUUAUCAAGAUUAUAUUGAAGAGCAAAGUUUGGAGAGACAAGUGUUGCAGAGCCAAUGUCGCAGGCUAGAAGCACAGAACUACAACCUGAGUCUGACCGCUGAGCAGCUGUCUCACAGCAUGGGGGAGCUGAUGUCCCAAAGACAAAAGCUGGCGGUGGAAAGGGAGAAGCUACAAGCAGAGCUGGAGCACUUCAGGAAGUGUUUGACACUGCCACAGACACACUGGCCGAGAGGCGGCCAUUACAAAGGCUACCCUCCAAGGUGACCCCAACACUCUGAUCGGACACCCCCAACAAUCACCCCUCCAGACUUAGACCCAGAGUUUAUUUUUCCACAGCCUGGUCCUCGUGGCUCCAUGAAGGAGAAUAUGGCUGGUUAGAUAAGAUUAAAGAAAACAAAUGGACCCAGACAGGUGAAUGCACAGGAGACGGGAGCAUUCGGUGAUGGACAGUCAAGUCUUUGGAUUGUCGGGGUGUGCACCCGAAGCCACCAGCGCGUGCCAAUGUAGCCAACCAGAGAUCAGUGAGGCUAACCUGAGCGAGGAGAACCUAUAAAUCAACACACACACACAGCGUCACCUGCUUUCUGUCGUUCAGCCCCUGCAUCCCCGGGCGCCACAGCCACACAGACAAUCCUGCCAAUGAAGGAGCAGCUUCCCCCUGGAGGGGGUUUUGUCACAAGACUUGAAAGCUCCACGCGAAGGCUUCCAGUCAGUCGGGACUGAUUUUUAUUGCAGCGGCCACGUGAGCUCUUGAACUGGAAAUGCACUUAAGAAUAAAAGCUGAAGAACUACCUGGUGGUACUGUGUUACAACAAAAAACUAUUUGAAUUACGGAAGAAUUUAGAAAAUGUACUUUCUUUUUUUUUCUUUUUUUUUUUGAAAGAAUUAAGGAAAUGGUUUAUUUCGAAAUAGAAAAUUUGAAAAGAAUUUUAAAGGGUGCUUCAGCCUUGUAUUGUAUAUAAUAUGAAGACAAAUGAAUUUUGUAUGUUUUUAUUACGUUAAUCAUUGUUCUUUUAAAAGAAAAAGCCU